GUACUAGUUAAUGGGUCGCGUUUAUUUAUUUAGGUAUUUAUGAGCUAUCUGUGCUAGUUAGGGAGACGUGUAGGCCUUUAAAGAUCAGUACAGUUGACCUUAUAUAAUAAAGCAGGGAAUUACGCGCUCUUAAACCAUUUUACAGUGUUUGGGAUGGUGUUCGAAGUUUAUACUUAAACGCUGGUGACGGAACUCCAGAGGAGUUGAGUUAGCCAGCGCUAGCGGUCGCUAGCAUUAGGACAGCUGAUAGAUAUCACGAGUUGGGAUGUCUGAGUUGUGAGCUGGUAGCGAGGAGAUACCGAGACAAACGAGCGUGUAGAUAUACUAAAGUCCAGCCACGUAGGAGACACUACCGGCUGUGGGCUGGGAGGGUCCAUGCUAACGCCAGCUGAGUAGAGGCAGAGCUCCUCUCUGGUGUAGGGGACUGUGAUGGUGGAAUGACUGCCUGAGUGAUCGUCACCUUUCACCAUGAGUGCCGGCCUCCUCGUGACCCUGCUGAGCCUGCUGGGGUGUCUCCCGUGUCUGCACACACACCUCAGCACCUCAGAUAGCAUCGUGGGCAACAUGACUAUGUCUGACCCAGAGGACUGCGACAUUGUAAAGUGUCCUGUGAAAGCGUGUACCCGAGCUUUCUUCUCUGAAGAGAAAUCCUUGUGUGUUUUCCUACACUGCCCUAAUAAUGCCUCAUGUGAACAUCUGCUCGUAAACACAGGAACAAGAGUAGCUAGACAGGAUAGCCAUGGUGAGGAGGGGGUGGUUCCAGCUACACCUGACUCUUCUCCAUCUCCUGCUGCAUCUGACCUGCCUCCUGGCUCGGCCAGAGCAGCACAACAACACCCUCCUCCAUCCAACGCUAGCUCUGCGUCCCAGAGGCCAGAACAAACUAACAGUACCCACAACUCCUCAGUGGACGGGGUUGGAGUCCCAAAAAAGAACAGCUCUACCAAACCUGAGACCACUUCCUCAGCCAGUUCACAGGUCUCUGCGGACAGGGCAAGAGGGAACAAAUCCACCCCUACGUCUGCCCCAGCUGUGCCACAUACUACUCUAUCCACAGCUAAUGCCACAAGACCCACCACCAUCACCACGACAACUAAUGCCACGACAACUAAUGCCACAACAGUCAUCACCAUAACCAUGACAACUAAUGCCAUGACUACUACCACACCACCACUGAUGAGCACACUUAAAGUUACAUCACACCCAACCGCUCGUACUACCACGGUAGCGCCCCAACCGCCAACCCCAGCGACUUCCAUCACCUCCCGACUGCCAACCAUUCCUGCGACUGCUCCUAGCACCUCCCUUCUGUCACCACUAACCCGCUCCACCCAGCCUGCCCCUCCUGAAGGGAACACAGAUCCUCCACCCCCCCCAGCCAAAGUCCCACAGCCCCCAUCUGGAAAGCGGCCUGGUGUGCAGGGCGCCGGUGCCGGCGGGCGGGUCGGGAUCGGCAUCGGCCACACGGUGCUGGAAGCUACCGGCGAUUCGCUGACCAUCGACAUGGUGAACACCAGCUCCCUGAUGGCUGUGCUGAUGUUUGGCCUGUUCUUCUUCGUUGUCACAGUCAUCGUCUUCCUCAGACAGGCCUAUGAGAGCUUCCGGAGGAAGGACUACACGCAGGUGGACUAUCUAAUCAACGGCAUGUACUCCGACUCAGGGGUCUGAGUGUUUACAGUUCAACAGUAACAUUUGCCAGUUUUUGAUUGAUCUUUUUUGCUCCUGGAUGAGCCUGACUCGGCGGCGAUGUAAAUCUGUUCACCACAGCCCUGUGUCUCCACCUCCAAGUUUCUCCCUGGGCGACCCAUGCACAGAUCUCUGGGUUUGCUGGGACCAGCUCAGUGGUGGUUUCCUGACUGUACAGCCUCGUGAUCAGGUCCUUACAAUAAGGGUUACUUUUCCCCCUUUAUGCAGACGAACCUUCCAUUUAAUACUCCACAUGAGAUGUAAGCCUUAUUUUUUUUAACCCUUGGCCCUCUUUCAGUAAAUGAUUUAAUGGUGCAAUAUUUGUCUUCACUUCUUUGUUUUCCAAUAAUAUUCAAUGUUUCAUGCUUUUUCUAUUACAUCAAGCUGACUGUGGAUGCCUUUAAUUUUGGUAGCUUUGUGGGUUUGGGUUUGUGUUUUUUGUUGUUUUUUUUUUUUUUUCAACUCUUUGGGUUGGGAAUGGAUGCCAAAAUGGUGACUGUGACACUGAAGCACAUUAAUGAAAAACCAAGGAAUUCUUUAGCCAUUCUGAACUUGAUUUCAGGACUGAGGGAAGCUUUUGCUCUGCGUCUGAGAGCUGGGGAAGACGGACCUCACACGUGCCAACGUAAAUCUGUAUCCUACUACAGCACUAGAGAAGGCAAAAAAGUUACUUUGCGAAGGAAUAAACAUGAACAAAGAAUGAA
Molecule: messenger RNA, 2390 nt
Organism: Electrophorus electricus (electric eel)
Lineage: Eukaryota; Metazoa; Chordata; Actinopteri; Gymnotiformes; Gymnotidae
Gene: c16h11orf24
Product: chromosome 16 C11orf24 homolog
Source: RefSeq, a predicted model, not a curated record